UACGAAUUUUUGGUGAUGGGAAGCAAAGCGAUGCGAGUUCAGAGUUCACAGGAGAGGGUGUCCGGAAAGGGGGAGAUUUUCUCCUUCCCCUCCUUUUCAACUGCUCGUGUUUCGCUCUCGCCCCUGUACCUUUGACCACAGUGCCUUUGACAACGCUUUGAACCACGUGAAGUGCGUGAAGUCAGUAGAGUCGCGCAGUUUCAGUUUAGUCUACGGAAGGGCGAGGUUGUCAGUUUGCGCACAGGAAUCGGAAUCUCGAAAAGCUAUAGUAAUCGAGAGAAUACCACUGCAGUUAACGCCAGAAAUCGCAAAUGGCAGCGUCUUCCAAGUCUGCGCUCUUCGUUUGCCGCGGAAACAUCUGCCGAUCUCCGAUCGCAGAGGCAGUCUUUCGCCAAGUUGCCAAGCAAAGAGGAGUCCUGGCUGAGUGGAACAUCGACAGUGCAGGUACGGACGGCGAGCACGUAGGCAGUAACCCAGACAGGAGAGCGGUCCAAUGCAUGAAGGACCACAAUGUCGAAAUGGACCAUCGGGCCAGGCAGGUCACACUCGACGACUUCCGCGACUUCCAGUACAUCUUCGCCAUGGAUAACGCCAACAUGAAUGACCUGACAGAUAUGGCGCCAGAGAGCUCCAAGGCCAAAAUCGAGCUCCUUGGCAAAUAUGAUCCCGAAGGCCAGGCAACAAUCCAUGACCCUUAUAAUGACAGCGGAAGCCAGGACUUCGAAGAGGUGUACGCCCAGUGCCUCCGCUGCUGCAACGCAUUCUUUGACCAGCUCGGCGGCUGAGUGCCACCCUGGGCCGUUUGGCAGCGCAGGCGAGCCUUUCCUCCCGCUGCCAGUGUUUCUUGACAUACUCACUGUCGUUAAAGCACCGUUUGUACAAGGUGCCCAGGCUGCCUGUCGACGCAAGCAGCUGUCGGCCUGUUCCAAGUUGAAGAUUUUUGAAUAAACAUUAUUUUCUUGCA
This is a messenger RNA of Ixodes scapularis (black-legged tick), 964 nucleotides long. Its product is annotated as low molecular weight phosphotyrosine protein phosphatase. The transcript has 5 exons. Gene Ontology annotation, cellular component: cytoplasm. Lineage: Eukaryota; Metazoa; Arthropoda; Arachnida; Ixodida; Ixodidae. The coding region runs from base 312 to 785 and encodes 157 amino acids. Gene Ontology annotation, molecular function: acid phosphatase activity; non-membrane spanning protein tyrosine phosphatase activity. The record is from RefSeq and is a predicted model, not a curated record. Gene Ontology annotation, biological process: protein dephosphorylation.